Exserohilum turcica Et28A is the source of this 639-nucleotide messenger RNA. RefSeq lists its product as uncharacterized. The record is from RefSeq and is a predicted model, not a curated record. The annotation marks the transcript as partial. Gene Ontology annotation, cellular component: nucleus. Lineage: Eukaryota; Fungi; Ascomycota; Dothideomycetes; Pleosporales; Pleosporaceae. The transcript has 2 exons. Gene Ontology annotation, biological process: regulation of transcription by RNA polymerase II.
AGCUAUAAGCGCACUGAAGAGCCGCCGCGCAAUGAGGACGGGAAGAUGGUUUGCAAACACCAAGAGUGCCACGGCACGUCGUUUAGUCGCAAGUGCGAUUGGAACAAACACAUGGACAAGCAUGAUCGUCCCUACAAGUGCAAUGACAAGGGCUGUGAAAAGCUCCAAGGAUUCACCUACAGUGGCGGCCUUCUUCGCCAUGAGCGCGAGGUUCACGGGAUGCACGGCAGCGCCAAAAAUUCCCUCUUCUGCCCGUCCCCUGACUGUAAACGGAGUUCAGGCGACGGAUUCACGCGGAAAGAGAACCUGGCAGAGCACCUCCGCCGUGUCCAUCGCAGAAUGUCCAUGUCAGAAGAUAUGCAUGGGCUAGCCAUCCGCCAUAACAUGGUUCGCCACGAGAUCGAAGAGUCUCCUAUCCGUGAUUCAGGCGCCUCAGAGUCAACCUACAAUCGGCUCGUGGAGUACUGCGACGAAGAGGAUAUCAGAUUGAAGCGCAAACGCGAGGACUCUGACUCUGAGAUUCCCGGCCAUCACGAUAAUGAUGAGAUGCGCUCUCAGUUGAAGCGCCUGAAACAAGAGAACAAGGAAAAGGACGCGCAGCUGAAGAUUCAGGAGCAGGAAAUUGCGGGGCUUCAACAG